AAUCAAGUACUUGUAUAUAAAAGAAAAACAAAUAUAAAAAUGUCGCUGGAUCCAAAUAUACCUCUUCCACUUGAGCCAAUAAAAUCUAGUGCUGUUGAGGAUAGAAGAUUAUGGGUAGGAAAUUUGGAUCUAAGAAUUAAUGAGUAUCAACUAUUAAAAAUCCUUCAACAAUAUGGUGAUAUUGAAAAAUUUGAUUUGCUGUUUCAUCGAUCUGGACCACAAGCUGGUCAACCAAGAGGAUAUGCAUUUGUGACGUAUACAAAUGUUGAUGCUGCUAUUAGUGCUAAAAAUAUACUUAACAAUGCCAAAUUAGGAUCUAAAAAUGUUGUACUUAGAUGGGCUCACAAUGUUUCAGAGAGUGAUAUGAAAAAAGAAAAGCCAAAAAUUGAAAUUACAGCUCUUGCUGGUGCUAAAAAAGAAGAUGUUAAAAUAAGUCGACAAACAACAAUACAAGCUAUUGAAGCAAAAUUAAAAUUAAUGGAAGAACGACAAGAUGAUUUUGAUUUAAACAAACCACAAUUUGGCAUAACAGUCUCUGAACCAAGCCAACAAUCAACAUCAGAUUGUCAAAAAACAUCGUCAAAUAGAUACCGUUAUCAAUAUUAUAGGCAUUAUCAAAACCGUCCUUAUUCACGUUCAAGGCCAAGAAGAUAAUAAAUGCUUCUUUUUUUAAAUUACAAAAUACAAGGAUUGAUCCUUUAAAUGAAAUAUAAUUUUUUAAAAAAAUUUUACAUCAAAAUCAUGACAAAAAUACUCCGUACUUUAUAAUUUUUUUUAUUAUUCAUUUUAAUUAUUGUUUAAAUAAUAUUUUAAUUUUCAUAUAAUGAGAAAAAAUAACUUGGUAAC
Messenger RNA from Aphidius gifuensis, 846 nucleotides. Its product is annotated as probable RNA-binding protein 18. The transcript has 5 exons. Bases 40 to 654 code for a protein of 204 amino acids. Gene Ontology annotation, molecular function: RNA binding. Lineage: Eukaryota; Metazoa; Arthropoda; Insecta; Hymenoptera; Braconidae. The record is from RefSeq and is a predicted model, not a curated record.